This is a messenger RNA of Ceratotherium simum simum (southern white rhinoceros), 584 nucleotides long. The record is from RefSeq and is a predicted model, not a curated record. Lineage: Eukaryota; Metazoa; Chordata; Mammalia; Perissodactyla; Rhinocerotidae.
AUGGCAACGCACCCGACACUCAACGUGCAUGCCCAGCCCGGUGUUGUCUACACCCACAGCAAGGACGGCCUCACGAAGCAUUUCAGUCGGAAGCCCCUGCGUGGGGGCAAGCCGGGGCAGCGCGAGGACCUGGGAUCUGUAGCUUUGCAGCUCGGAGCUGCACAGAAGGCCAGCGGCCUCCAGGAAGGAGUGAGUAACGCCGAGGCGCGCCAGCAGGGGAAGUCUCCCCACUUCAGCUUGAACUGGGUGGUGGGAAACGCGGACAUGGAGAUUAUUGACGCCACCACCGGGAAGCGCAGCUGUGGGAGCUCCUCCAGGCUCUGCAAGCACAUGUUCUCUGCCCGGUGGGCACGGCUUUACGGGAAGCUGAGCACGCGGAUACCGAGCCACGGAGACACGCCAUCAAUGUACUGUGAGGCCAAGCUGGGGGCCUGCACCUACCAGGCUGUGAAACAGCAGCUGUUCAGAGCGUUCCAGAAGGCUGGCCUGGGCACCUGGGUGAGGAAGCCGCCCGAGCAAGACCAGUUCCUACUGACUCUAUGAGGCUCUUGCCCCUGCCCUUCGACCCGAGUGAAAUGCCUGGA